AUGGUGACAAAGUCGAGGAAAAGCCGUCCUGGCUUCGUAGCUGAUCUUGUCAGACGUGGCCAGUUGAGCUCAAAACCUCUCAAAUAUGAGUUCCCAUUUAAUAAUCCAUUGGUGAAGGUCGGUAAGAGCAAUUCAACUGUAGAGAUGUGUGGAAAAGUGUAUCGCUUAGCUCCAGUUACUCAGACUCAAGAGCAGCAAGCUUUCCAUCAGAAAAGGAGAUCUAGAGCAUACCAGUGGAAGAGACCAACUGUGUUCCUUAAGGAUGAGGAUUCCAUACCUCCUGAUGUAGACCCCGAUACGAUCAGAUGGAUUCCAGCCAAUCAUCCUUUUGCAACCACUGCAGCUGACAUUGAUGAAGACCUGGCACAAAAGAAUGUGCUUCAGAAGCAUGGUGUUCCAUUUCGUAUUCAGGCUGAGCGUGAGGCACUGCAGAGGAAGCUUUAA
Messenger RNA from Carica papaya (papaya), 444 nucleotides. The record is from RefSeq and is a predicted model, not a curated record. NCBI's taxonomy places the organism in Eukaryota, Viridiplantae, Streptophyta, Magnoliopsida, Brassicales, Caricaceae.